Clunio marinus is the source of this 267-nucleotide messenger RNA. The record is from the annotation of a GenBank genome assembly. NCBI's taxonomy places the organism in Eukaryota, Metazoa, Arthropoda, Insecta, Diptera, Chironomidae.
AUGCUAGAAAAGACCAAAGAAGAAAUUGAAAUCAAGAAGAAGUACAACAAAAGGCAGGAUAUUUUAAAGAUAAGCGAGACAAGGGCAAAAAAGAGAAAAAAUGGAGAUGAAGAGAAGAGUUUAAAAGAAAAUGCUUUAACAAAACAACCAGAUGAGGCAUCUUGGAAUAUCUUAAAACUUACAAAUCUCUCCCCGAUGUCAGAUUUAACGCGAAUGCGGUCUGACACUUUCCAGUCGCAUUUUCUUAUCGCUUGGGAUGUUGUUUAG